AUGCUCUCGAAUCGAAGCGAAGAAACUGCGAGAAGCGUUCUUUUCCUGGACCGCUCUGCCACCACUGCAUCUAGCGAAAGCUCUGCCACCGUUGUGCCACAGACGGGCUCCCGCCACGAGAGCCACGAGCAGCGGGGCGUCUCCCACUUCGUGCGGGCGAUGACCUCCGCCACGGGCCGCGCCCACUCCGCCUUCGCCAAGAUGCGGCAGCUGCAGCGGCGGGGCGCCACCAUCGCCACCACCGGCGACCGCCAGACCCUCGCCUUCACGCUGCGCUGCACCCCGGUCGACUUCCCGGAGCUGAAGAACUACCUGCUGGACGCGGCGUUAAGGUCAGUCGUGCAGCUAGCAGCUAAAGCCUGCGGGAAUUUCGCGCAGUCAACGUUAUCGCGAUUUUUAUGCGUGGCAGCCGGCAGAUGCUGCUACCACGAGUGGGAACUGGCUGACAUGAAGCCGUUCAUUAAAGACAACCUCCUCAGACUAAGUCCGGAGGAGCGCGUCAUCGAUUUGGUGCAGAGCGCGUUUUGGUUUGGACCUUUGAGUAACUCGGUGUACUGCGAGGAGGCGAGGGUCGACGGGAUAUCGGUCGACCACUUGAAGGGCUUCGUGGGGAACUUUGGCCGCGAACAUUGCACGGUAGCGAGUGUAGGCUUCGCGUACGACGAGACUCUUAAGUUGGCCGAGAUGAUUGAGUUGAUACACGAAAAGCCGUCUGCUCAGGAGGCUGUGUCUUAUCCAAAACGCGGCUUCGAAUACUACGACCUUGGGCGCGACAGUAUUACAUGGGUUGCUGCAGCCGUGCAAGGCUGUGGGACUUGUGACUUCAGCCGGCUGCUGAAGCACUCGGCGGUGGCGGCGGCGUGUGGGGUGGGGUGCGCGCAGGCGGGCCAGCACCCGCUCGACUGCAUCCGGCACAGCCCGCUGGCCUUCCUCACCGAGGACCCGCAGACGGAGCUGAGGGCGUUCAACCUCUCCUACGCGGAGACGGGCGUCUUUGGAAUACUGGCGAGAACGCAAGCUUGUACAGCCGAGAAGGCUACGCGAGCUAUAAUACAUUUCCUGUCCAACCUCGAUAAAUUAAGCGCCGAAGACAUUGAGAUCGGCAAGAAACGACUAAAAUUCGGUCUCGCUGUACACGAAGAAGACUGCGUCCAAGUCGCCGAAGGCCUGGCGUUACAAAUGGCGAACAACGUUCAGAUGGACGGCCCUCAGGAGUCCUUUGCGAUGGUAGACUCCAUUGCCACAGACGACAUAUUGGCUACGGCCAAUGAGAUCGUUGGAAAGAAAGCAGAUAUGGCGAUAGCAGUGGUAGGUGACGUCACGGCUGUCCCUUUAGAUGUAGAUCUGUUUAAGGGUUUACGA
Messenger RNA from Iphiclides podalirius (scarce swallowtail), 1362 nucleotides. Lineage: Eukaryota; Metazoa; Arthropoda; Insecta; Lepidoptera; Papilionidae. The record is from the annotation of a GenBank genome assembly.